Messenger RNA from Linum trigynum, 2157 nucleotides. NCBI's taxonomy places the organism in Eukaryota, Viridiplantae, Streptophyta, Magnoliopsida, Malpighiales, Linaceae. The record is from the annotation of a GenBank genome assembly.
AUGAACGGUAUGGGACGGCAGGGACAGAGAUCUGGAGCAGGAACGACGGCCACUGUACACCAUCAGCGACAGCACUCCGAUAACUUCGUGGACACCUCAUCCAAUGGCCGAUGGCUUCAGUCUGCUGGCCUUCAGCACCUUCAGAACUUCUCCUCUAAUGGAGCUUCUUCUAUUCCUCCCCUUCAGGAUUACAAUUUCUAUGGUGGCGGGGGAGGACUGGGGCAGGGGAUGAGGAUGUAUCGGAAUGCACAAAGGGGGUUUAACGGCGGAGCUGAGUUGUAUACUGAACCGUCAACACCUCCAGUCAGUUCAAGGCAAACCGGCGAGAGGAAGAGCGGGGAAGAGUCUCCAACUGAGUUCAGUCCUGGGCUGUUGGAUCUUCACUCAUUUGAUACUGAGUUACUUCCUGAGUUGCCAGUUUCCAACAUGUACGACGGAGCUUCUCUGUUUCAACCUGGUCGAGGAAGAAGCUUUGAUGACACUGAGCCUUAUGUUGCAAGCAAGUUGGCUGCCAGAGCUCCUGCUGUACCGGAAAACAAUGUCCUGAAAAGUUUUGCAGCAGACAAGGAAAAGACCAGUUCUGUUGCAAAGAUAAAAGUGGUGGUCCGUAAGAGACCAUUGAACAAGAAGGAGCUCGCAAAAAAUGAAGAGGAUAUUAUUGACACACACAACAACUCUCUAACAGUCCAUGAGACUAAACUCAAGGUUGAUCUAACUGAAUAUGUUGAGAAGCAUGAAUUUGUCUUUGAUGCCGUAUUAGACGAGGAGGUCUCAAAUGAUGAGGUGUAUCAUGAGACAGUGGAACCCAUUGUCCCGAUAAUUUUUCAACGCACUAAAGCAACUUGCUUUGCAUAUGGUCAAACAGGAAGUGGGAAAACUUAUACUAUGAAGCCAUUGCCUCUCAGAGCGUCACGAGAUAUCUUGAGGUUAAUGCAACAUACUUACAGAAAUCAAGGGUUUCAGCUGUUGUUCAGCUUCUUUGAAAUAUAUGGAGGAAAGCUAUACGAUCUCCUCAGUGACAGGAAGAAAUUGUGCAUGCGGGAGGAUGGUAAGCAGCAAGUUUGCAUUGUGGGUUUGCAAGAGUACAGAGUUUCAGAUGUAAAGAUGAUAGAAGAACUUAUUGAGAGAGGAAAUGCCACAAGAAGUACUGGCACAACUGGCGCAAAUGAGGAAUCCUCUCGUUCACAUGCCAUACUACAGCUUGCUGUAAAGAGGACAGUUGAAGGAAAUGAAACAAAGCCACCACGUCUGGUUGGGAAGCUGUCCUUCAUAGAUCUUGCUGGAAGUGAACGUGGUGCAGAUACUACAGAUAAUGAUAAACAGACGAGGAUGGAGGGUGCAGAGAUCAACAAGAGUUUGCUUGCACUAAAGGAGUGUAUAAGGGCUCUCGACAAUGACAAGAGUCACAUUCCUUUUAGAGGCAGUAAAUUAACCGAGGUUCUAAGGGACUCCUUUGUUGGCAACUCUCGCACUGUCAUGAUAUCAUGCAUUUCACCAAGCUCGGGCUCAUGUGAGCAUACGCUCAACACAUUGAGAUAUGCCGACAGAGUCAAGAGCCUUUCUAAAGGGAACACUUCCAAGAAAGAUGCACUAUCUUCAACCUUAAACUUGAAGGAGUCGAUUGCUUUGCCCCUGUCAUCAGUUUUGCCUGCUGGCUCGCCAUUGGAUGACGAUGUAACCGAUGCAUGGGCUGAGCAAGAUGAAGGAGAUGAUUUCGAGGAUGCAGAGGAGUAUGAACUGGAGAAACCAGUGAGGAGAGAGAAUGGAAAGCUAGUAGCAUCUUACAAUCCUCCACCUAUCGCAGAGGACAAGUUUCGGAAACCCAAUGGUCAGACUAAAUUCAGCAAUCUACCAAAACCCACCAAUAUCAAGAAGUCAGAAUCAGAUGAUGAUUUAAGCUCCUUGCUAAAGGAAGAGGAAGAUCUUGUCAGCGCUCACAGGAAGCAGGUGGAGGAUACCAUGAAAAUUGUUAAAGAGGAGAUGGAUCUGUUGGUAGAAGCAGACCAGCCAGGGAAUCAACUAGACGAUUAUAUCACUAGGUUGAACGCCAUUCUUUCCCAGAAGGCUGCUGGUAUACUGCAGCUUCAAAAUCGGUUGGCACAUUUCCAGAAGCGCUUAAGGGAUCACAAUGUGUUGGUGUCUUCCUCUGGUUAUUAA